UAUCAAUUCUGUGGGAACCAAACUGUUAGCAUUCCUCACAGAGAGUUCUUUGUUAGAACUCUGUUGGUGAUUUGACUCUCCCUUUUACCAGAAGGCAAUCAUCAGGUAGAUGUGUAUACUUGAAAAAGAUCCUCUGAAGUAAGCUAUAUGUGGAUGAGAGAGAGAAACCUCUGUGUACACAGUAAAGGGCCACCUGGGAAAUUCGGGUUUUGUGGAUAUUCAGCUUUUGAAACCAAUGGCUUGGAAGAUGAAGAUGCUUUUACUUCUGAUGUCGUUCUAUGGCAGUGUCAACAGUGAUGCAGUUUCAAAGCCCAACAUUAUUAUAGCAAUGGCAGACGACCUUGGCAUUGGGGAUCCUGGAUGCUAUGGAAACACAACACUAAGAACUCCUAAUAUUGACAGGAUAGCCAAAGGGGGAGUGAAAUUCACUCAGCACUUAGCUGCAUCUCCACUGUGUACCCCAAGUAGAGCAGCUUUCCUGACAGGUCGUUACCCUAUCCGAUCAGGAAUGGCUUCACGCUCUAAGGUUGGAGUGUUCCUAUUUUCGGCCUCCUCAGGUGGACUGCCUGCAAAUGAAAUCACUUUUGCCAAGCUUUUGAAGAACCAAGGCUAUUCUACAGCCCUGAUAGGAAAGUGGCAUCUUGGGAUAAACUGUAACAGCAGAGAUGACUUCUGUCACCACCCUUUAAAUCAUGGUUUUGAUCAUUUCUAUGGACUUCCAGUGACCAAUCUGAGAGACUGCAAGCCAGGAUCAGGCACUGUGUUUACCACAGCCAUUCAUAUGUUUGUUUUCAUUCCUCUGCAAAUUGUUGGCAUUGCCCUUGUCACUUUGGAGGCGCUCAAUUGCCUUGGCCUGUUUCGACUCCCUCACUGGGUAUUCUUUUCCUGUCUUUUAUUAGCAGCUACUAUAAUUGGACUCUUAGCCUGUUUCCUUCAUUUUUUCCGACCUUUAAACUGCAUCUUGAUGAGGAACCAUGAGGUUGUCCAGCAGCCAAUGUCUUAUGAGAAUCUCACUCAGAGGUUGACCAGGGAAGCUCUCAAGUUCAUAAACAGGAACACCGGGACGCCCUUCCUUCUUUUCUUAUCUUACAUUCAUGUCCACACUGCACUUUUUUCUGCGAAGGAGUUCGUGGGCAAGAGCAAACAUGGCAUGUAUGGGGAUGCUGUGGAAGAAAUGGAUUGGAGUAUAGGGCAGAUCUUAAAAGCUCUAGAUAAGAAGAAACUGACAAAUAAGACACUCGUGUACUUUACCUCUGACCAAGGAGCUCACAUUGAAGAAGUAACCGACAAAGGAGACAUCCAUGGAGGGAGUAAUGGAAUUUAUAAAGGUGGAAAAGCUAAUAACUGGGAAGGAGGUAUCCGGAUUCCAGGACUUCUUCGCUGGCCAGGAGUGCUACAGCCUGGAACAGUGAUCGAUGAGCCAACUAGUAACAUGGAUCUGUUCCCAACCAUUGUCAAACUUGCAGGAGCAACAUUGCCUGAUGACAGAGUUAUUGAUGGACGUGAUCUGAUGCCCUUGCUUCAAGGAAAAAUCCUCCAAUCUGAGCAUGAGUUUCUCUUCCAUUACUGUAAUGCAUACUUAAAUGCAGUACGUUGGCAUCCAAGAAACAGCACAUCUAUCUGGAAAGCUUUUUUCUUCACACCAAAGUUUAAACCAGAUGAUUCCAAUGGCUGUUUUCCAACCCAUGUGUGCUUUUGCAAUGGGCAUUACGUCACCCGUCAUAAUCCACCCCUUCUCUUUGAUAUCUCCAAAGACCCAAAGGAGAGACAUCCAUUAACUUCGAAAACCGAAAAUCAUUUUCAUGAAAUUCUAAGAGUCAUGCAAGAAGCAGCAGACAACCAUACGAAGACACUCAGUGCAGUUCCCAAUCAGUUAUCUUGGGGCAACCUUCUUUGGAAACCUUGGCUUCAGUUGUGUUGUUCCUCUUCUUAUCUCUCCUGUCAUUGUGAUCGGGAAGCAAAAGGUAGAGGUAAAGGUGUCAGACUGUAACAACAAGAUAAGUAAAGACUCUUUCCUGGAUGAAUAAUCUUUAUUUGAAAAUUCAAAACUUGGAAUUCUGUUAAUUACCCAAUUGUAGCUAACAAGCCCUGUCAGACACAAUCAUUGUACUCCCCUGGAUACCCUUGGCAUGGUGUACUUUCUGUGACCUGAAGGAUUGGUUGUAGGAUGCAUAAUAACUCAAAGAAAACUUUAGAGUUUGCUCUGUUGAGAAGGAAGAAUAAUGGACCUAACUUGUAGGACCAGUAUGAUCUAGUUGGUUGGUGAUGUGGAUUGAGAAGUGUGGGGAUAAAGGAGGAAUCUGAGUAAGUGUACAUAACACUUGUGCUGAUAAUCGAGCUCUACAAAAGCUCCAAAGAGAAUCCUCCCUUGUUCUUGAACAUCUUGUUAAGUCAUCUAUUCUAUGACUUGGAGCUGGACAGAAGGCCUGGCAAUGACCACCUAUGAUUGACAGAUAUUUGCAUUAAGCAAGAAAAUGUAAAUCAAAAAAGAAAUUGCUCAUAGAAGUGUUUAAAAACAAACAAACAAACCACUUAUAAUUGGUAUAAAGAAUACCACUUGUACUAGUGGUAAAUAAUCUAAUUUUUCACUUUGUGGAUGAGAAUUAUUGUUGUUCAUGAUAAGUGUUAUUGAACACAUUAAGUGAAAUGUACAAGUGAUUUAAAACCAACUUCAGAACUCUAGAAAGUUAACAGAUGAAAAUGUGUACAGUAGAAACUUGCUAGGAAGUAUAAAUUCAUUAGCUUGCUCUGUAUUUCACAGAAGAGCCACGCCAUGGACUUGACUUAUAGAUAAGGCUACCUUUUAAUAAGGUUCACUUGGUACUUUGGUAGCUUAUUCCUCAUGACUGACCCAUCCUAUACAGAAUUCUACUCUGAGGUUCAUAGUGAUGUUCUAAUAGAAUUCCUUUUGUGAUUAAAAAUUGAGAAGUUAAAAAAAAAGGCGGGGGAGGGGAGUGUUGGGGGAAGGCACUCAGUAUACAGACUCCCAGUAUGAUUGAACAUGUCACUUUAUGGCAGCUUAUUAAAUUGUUAUUUAAUUUUGCAGUGAAAUAUGGUUUAAUUUAUACCACUGUUAAACUUUCUGUUUUUCUUCAAUUAAUGAGUUAAUGAUGAAAGCAAUUACUGGCCCCUAGUGGUCAAAAUGGCUCUGGGCACAUAAUAUGGAAGGCCUUGUGCUUGCAGUCACUGUUGGGAGGCAGGACUAAGAGAAUAUCUUGGCCUUGCUUUCCUAUCGCCCAAGCCACAGUCACAUAGUGAAUCCUCAAUCCUGACUAAUUCAUCUUGAUCUGGGAAAGAUUGUGCUUCUAACUUCCACUCCAAUAUUAAGUGAAAUAUUCAGUGAAACUUAAAAGGCGUUUUCCAUUUCUCUUAUUUUGCUACCCUUUAGGCAAAACAGAGUUCCCCACAGAAAGAAAGAAUUAAACAUUCCUCUGGGGGACAGGGAGAAAUCUUUGAAAUAAGGCCAAAACAAGUGACUUUUGUAUAUUGGCUUAUUUAACUGUAACUCCCUAUACAGUUUUUCUAAGAAAUUUCUGUAACCCAUUAAAACAAAUUCUUUUUAUUGUGUAUCUAACUCAAUUUUACUUUCCAGUCCUGUAACAAGAAGUGGUAUUUUCUCUUGGAGAUUUUUUUAAACAUGUUAUUUAUGCCCUUUGUUUAAAUACUUGUUCCAAUUCCCUCACCUACCCAUCCAACUGAAAGACUCCCUUGUAACAAAGAAAAACUGUUAAGCAAAAAGUGAAAACAUCUGCCAGUGGAUACAAUGAAAUCCUGUCCUCAUAGUUCCCUGCCUCUCUGCCAUGAACAGGGAAACAGAUUUCAUUAUCUAUUCUCCUGGACCAUUAUUGGUUUUUCAGUUACUCAAGUUUCAGUUGCCUUUUAGUCAUCUUUUUCAUUUGCUUUGUUGUAUCAUUCUAUAUUAUGUUCUAUAUAUU
Messenger RNA from Vombatus ursinus (common wombat), 3935 nucleotides. RefSeq names its product steroid sulfatase (gene STS). The transcript has 11 exons. Gene Ontology annotation, molecular function: arylsulfatase activity. Lineage: Eukaryota; Metazoa; Chordata; Mammalia; Diprotodontia; Vombatidae. The record is from RefSeq and is a predicted model, not a curated record. The coding region runs from base 236 to 1990 and encodes 584 amino acids.